AUGUCUUCUUUAACCGACAGCGGUUUUACUGAGGAAGAGCUUCGCGCAUCACUCGAUGCGAGUCUCAACUCCUUCCUAUUUGAGUUUUUUGUCCAUGGUGUUUACACCGGGAUAUAUGCCAUAUCCAUACAGGUGUUAGCUACAAAUAUCACAUCCAGAACGCGGGUGUGCAUGUGCUACGUCAAUACAAUCCUGUACGUUCUCUGUACGAUCCAGUUCGCUGCUUUCUGGGUUGAACUGCGUACGGCCUUUGUCCAGGGGACAUCUUUGCAGUCACAAUACGAGCUGAUGCUUGACGGCGCUCCCGAGUAUCUGAGGAUCAUGAGGUCUGUAGGUUCAUCUCUGAAUAUCGUCCUCGCCGACUGCACCCUUAUUUGGCGUUGUUGGGUUGUUUGGGAGCACGACUGGAGAGUAGUGGCCAUACCGAUCUUAUUAUUUGCAAGCGGGAUACUCUGCGGCAUCGAGCUUGACAUUCAUCAAUACAGAGUGUCCGAGUUGAUUGACGCCGUUCAAAAGAAAUGGGCCGUGGCUACCAUCACCAUGACAUUGGCAGUCAAUAUUAUAUGCACCGCACUCAUCAUUGCCCGUAUCGUGUCGGUUACCAGGAGACAGCGGGGCGUCAUUGGUAGCAUCCGGGAUUACCGCGGUGCCAUCGAGAUUCUCGUGGAGUCAGCCGCACUGUACACCCUCAGCUAUAUGGUACUCAUGGUAUUAUAUCCUCUGAACGGUGUAGGGUAUAUGUACGCUGAGAUGUUGGUUUACCCUAUCACGGGUAUCGCACCUACCUUGAUCAUGGCCCGAGUUGCCUCCGGCGAAGCUCGCCCGGAAGAGUCUGUGCAUGGGAUACAAUCUUCUUUGCGCUUUCAGACGUCAUCAAGCGGGAGUAGCACUUCAACAGUAGUGGGCGGGUUCGAGGAAGAUAUGAUUAACGGGGAUUCCGCCUGUGGGAAAUAUUCACAGGUUGAAGGGCAUGAGACGUCCCGUAUCAUUGAAGAAGUAUGA
Molecule: messenger RNA, 1002 nt
Organism: Desarmillaria tabescens
Lineage: Eukaryota; Fungi; Basidiomycota; Agaricomycetes; Agaricales; Physalacriaceae
Exons: 6
Coding region: 1-1002 (333 amino acids)
Source: RefSeq, a predicted model, not a curated record